AUGAAGGUGAAGUAUUUACAGCGUGUGAUUCGAUGCGAAUCUUAUUUACUCCAACCUGUUGAUGGCGAACUACGUAUUAUUACUACUAAGGUGCCUGUGAGGGCUGGACUAAAUGAGUGCUAUUCACCCCAUGAUGAAGAUUGGAUUCCCAGUGGAAUGGAAAAUAAUCAAUCGAAUAAGGAGCUGCUGAAGUUGGAAGAAAAAGUCAAUGAAUUUGAGAAUGAGUAUCAUCUGGACUACAUAAUGGGAGUUAGACGCGAUGCGUUGAUGAAAUUACGGGAAGUUAAUGUUGAGAGAAAUUCUAGUGGAGGAAUUAUGAAAAGUAUAAUCGGAGUCGUCAGUCCUAGGAAGAAUAAGGAGUCUUUAUAUGACACUACGAUUGGUGAGGAGAGCGAGCAUGCAGGUGCAACGAGCAGAUUGAUUUCUGGAGGACGCGCGGUUGAAGAACUGCGGGAAAUGUUGGGCGAUGAUGUUGUGGAUUGUCGCGAUAAGAUUGUGAAAAAUUGA
Molecule: messenger RNA, 507 nt
Organism: Perkinsus marinus ATCC 50983
Lineage: Eukaryota; Perkinsozoa; Perkinsida; Perkinsidae
Exons: 7
Coding region: 1-507 (168 amino acids)
Source: RefSeq, a predicted model, not a curated record